Molecule: messenger RNA, 5857 nt
Organism: Puntigrus tetrazona (Sumatra barb)
Lineage: Eukaryota; Metazoa; Chordata; Actinopteri; Cypriniformes; Cyprinidae
Gene: socs6a
Product: suppressor of cytokine signaling 6
Exons: 2
Coding region: 488-2065 (525 amino acids)
Biological process (GO): regulation of growth; intracellular signal transduction; protein ubiquitination
Cellular component (GO): phosphatidylinositol 3-kinase complex
Molecular function (GO): 1-phosphatidylinositol-3-kinase regulator activity
Source: RefSeq, a predicted model, not a curated record
CAAAGGAAGAGGGAGAGAAACGGACUGUAGCCAAAGUGGCUAGCUAGCACAAAAAAGGAAGAGAGAAAUGGGGCUGUCAUGAAACUUUAAGGAAUGUUUCUCUCGUCAGGCGAAAUACAGCUGAGGGAAAAACAGCCUCGGCUCUUCACGUGCAUGAGAUGAUGACAGACCACGAGCAGUGGGUGUUUAUGUAGUAAAGCAGCUCUUAUCCGUGCGAGGGGCUGUUACUGGAUUAGCUUAGCAGCUAGCAGUCUAUUAUUAGCAAGCUAAUGCUAAAUGCAGCACUCGUCGUCAGAUUUACAGACACGUUUGACCCAGAUCCAUCUUUCUGAAGCAGGGAAAGGGGAUUAAGCUCUAUUUAAAGUGAUGAUGAAGGCUUUGGCGUUCACGUGAUUGACAUUUCCCAGUCACAUGGCCCGACUCUGUGGUUAGCAUCCCUCGGGCAGCAGAAAGGACCGUCCCAUGCCCUCUGACUGGGUGUACAAGGAUGAAGAAGAUCAGUCUGAAGACCAUCAGAAAGUCACUUAACAUAAAGGGCAAAGAAGAUGGGGAUUUUGUCAUGCUCCAGCAGCCAUCUUUAGCGGCCGAGUUCACCAAGGAUGACUCUCUCUUCGGAGGCUGUUACACCAAAGGGCUGGUAGGUUGCGAUCUUAAUGGGGAGGAUGAGAAGGGUCAUAAGAACCGAUCGAAGAGCGAAAGUCUUAUGGGCACUCUAAAGAGGAGACUGUCUACCAAACAGAAAGCAAAAGUCAAGGGAGGCUCCACCACGGUGGGCUCUGGAGAUGAUGAUGACACCUUCUCUUCCUCGUCGGUCCCGAUAAGCUUUAAUGAAGUCAAAGCCCAGCGGCCCUUAAGAUCUUCGUCCCUCCGAAGCCAUCAUUACAGCCCUUCUCCGUGGCCUUUCCGGCCAGUUGUCUCUGAAGAGGCUUGCAUCAAGAUGGAGGUGAAAGUCAAAGCUAUGGUCCACUCCCCCAAUCCCAGUCCCUCCCUCAAUGGUAUCAGAAAGGAGUUCCAUGACAUCCAAUUAGAAGGUCUGUUCCAUGAUCAGAGCGAGUCUCUGAAGGACAUGGAUACUCAGAGUGGCAACUUGCAUUUGAACAUUGAGGAUCACGUGCCUAUUGGACUCACACCUCAGGACUACAUCCAGUACACAAUGCCUUUAGAUGAGGGAAUGUACCCAGAUUCGUCCCAGUCCUUCUGCUUGGAUGGUCCCUCGCCAAUGGAGGUGGUCGAUCCGGUCGAAUCUGGCUCAUUGCACGCGGAUCAUGGCCCGGAUGACCACGAUCUUGUGCCAUCGGACAUUCUCAUGGAGCAGGCGGUGAAUGGACACCUUCCUGGUACUCCGGCGAUGGUCCUUUCCAACUCUAGAGCCGACACACCGUUAUUUUCUCCCUCCUUGUCACCUCUUUCCAACAACGAUAUUCCAAGGACCCUCUCCGGCUUCAGUGGUGCAGACUCUCAUGUCGUUGAGAGAGUGAGGCACCACCUGAACUUUGACCCCAAUUCCGCUCCCGGUGUUAGUAGGGUGUAUGAUUCUUUCCAAAGCAGCGGACCCAUGGUUGUAACAAGCCUUACGGAGGAACUUAAAAAACUGGCCAAGCAGGGUUGGUACUGGGGACCUAUCACUCGAUGGGAGGCUGAGGAGAAGCUCAUCAACCUUCCAGACGGCUCUUUUUUGGUGAGGGACAGUUCGGACGAUCGCUAUCUCCUCAGCCUGAGCUUUCGGUCACAGGGAAAGACACUUCACACCAGGAUCGAACAUUCGAAUGGCAGAUUCAGUUUUUACGAGCAGCCAGAUGUAGAAGGGCACACUUCCAUCGUAGAUCUCAUCGAGCACUCUAUAAAAGACUCUGAAAAUGGCGCGUUCUGUUACUCCAGGUCCCGUCUGCCGGGGUCUGCCACGUACCCUGUUCGCUUGACCAAUCCUGUCUCGCGUUUCAUGCAAGUCCGUUCCCUGCAAUAUCUUUGCCGCUUUGUUAUCCGACAGUACACGCGGAUAGAUUUGAUUCAGAAACUGCCUUUACCAAACAAAAUGAAAGAUUAUUUGCAGGAGAAGCACUACUGAACGGACUGUAGAGGGGAUAUGGUAGUAAAUUGCACUUUUUGUUGAGUGGCGCGUUCUUAAAACAGUUUACAUAUGCGGAGGUCAGGUGAUCAGUUGCGUAGGUUGACUAUCCGAUCUUCCCACAGAUAUAUGCGGUUAAUUUGUUGUUGCUCAGAUUCAGUGUUUUACAUUUUGCAGGUCUUUUCGGAGCAACGUGGUAAGUCUAGAAACCAUUUAAGAUAGGGAUGCCAUGCCUAAUAGGCAUAUUCAUAAUGAUUACAUGGAUAUGUUUUGCAGUAAUGCUAAUACUCUUAUCGAAGAGUGGAUUUGAGGAUUGGAUGUUGCAAUUAUGUGCUUCAUUCAUUAAUAGUUUUGCUGUAGUGUAAAGCUGUGGUCACAUUUUUGUAAGAAAAAAUGUUUGUUUUCAGUAGUAACACUUUCAAACAAGCGUCUUUCUGUUGGUCAAUGUGGUGAAUCUGUUGCGAAUUCUACGGCUGCACGAUUACUCCAACUCGCGAUUUUCAUGCCCAUCAUGUCAGUAAAACCUGUUUCAAACGGAGCAGUAGUUACUAAACAGAGCUGUUGUUCACAGAGAAGCUACAAAAAACAAUGAAUAAUAAUAAUGAUAUGAACUUGCGAAUAUGAAAUUGAAGAAAUAAUUUGCGAUAAUAACAGCUGUUUGCAUAGCUUCCCAGUAAACUAUGGCUCUGUUAGUAAAUACUGCUUUUUCUUGAAGCUCAUAAAAAUACCACAUUUAAUAACAUGCUUUUACUCCAUAAUCAUUUCAUAAAUUCAGCCGAGUAAGGCAGUAAGGCACACAACAUUUCAUGGUAUUUUAAGCAGUGAUAUAGGCAUUGCAUUAUAAAUAUACUUUGUUGUAAUGAAAAUUCUAAUAAUAAUAAUAAUAAUAGGAAUUCCAAAUAUUGCCUAAGUUGUGUGUUUAUUAGUGUUGAAUCAUCAAAAGCAGUUAAAUAUUUCCUAUAGGCAUUUCCUGGAUUUCGCGUUAGGAUGUGUUUGGAGUUUUCGUGUGAGAGCGCCCUCUGGCCUUCGGAUGGAGAUCAACUCAUCACGAAACCAUAAUUCGCUGAAAGAUACGCACGACAAUCCCAGCUUCUGUCUAAUCGCAAUUUCGAUUUCGUUUUACUUGUGCAGCUCUAGCGAAAUCUGCGAGACAUUUUUGCAGUUUGCGUGAAAUUCCUUAAAUUGUCAAUUCCUUACUGAAAUGACAAAUGAGUUUUCGUUCACGAAAAUUCUCUGAACAAUGAUGAAUGUGAUCGCACCUUUACAGCAAAUUAGUUUUACUCUAGAAAUAUGAUGUCAGCCAUGUUUUUGGCAGGUUUUGAUAGUUUUCCUUCUAUAAAUCGGUACUUUUAAUGAAACUUGCGAAUAUGCUAGAUGACUGAAUUGUGGUGUAAUACAGUUAUCACUUCAACAGACAACUUUUCUAUAAGAAUAAGUAUUUAUUUAGGAUUAAUGUUCUACAUUUAUCAGAGGUUAACAGUAAAACAUUUAAUUGUCCGUUAAACUUUUCUGUGCAACAACAAAUUUGGCUUAGGAAGACCACAAAAGAAAGGACUGUGAAUCACAUCCAAAACAAAUGUUAUAGAAGAAUACAUGCAGAAUGCCACGAAUCUGUGAUGUUAUACAAAAAAGGGAGCAGGUAGAGAACAAAAGAGGUUUUUUUUUUAAUUUAUGUUGUAUAGUGUGGUUCAUACAGUAUUCUGUUCUGUCUAAAUCAUUUUUGGCUCGUAUACAUUUAGCAAAGGUUUAUUAUGGUUCAUGAACAUCUUAUUUGUCUUGUAUAAACACCAUUUUAAGUAUUUCAUAUUUUAGCGCUGGAAUCAUUGCCAUCACUCAUUGUUGCUCUGGUUGAAAGAAGAAAAUAAUGCUAGGAAUUGGUAACAACCUACACAGAAAAAGCACAGUUUUAUAUUGGCUUGUUUGUACUUGAACCACGAGCAAACUUUCAGUUAAUCUGCAAAUAUCCCAAAGGAAUUAUGCAUUUAUAAAUAUAGGAGAUUUUUUUUUUUUUUUUUUUUUGCCCUUUGCUGAACGACAGAAGGCUUUCCUCACCUUCUGUCCUCCAUAAUAGCAGCAUGUCAGCCUGUCAAUAUUUCAUAAACUUUGCUUCAAGCCAAAAAUGUUGCAUUCAGACAUUUGAGCAUUUAUACACUGUUGUCCGUUUAGUUUUUUUUCCCCACCACACACCGCCUAUCCUCUUUCCUGUCACCUGAAAGGGAAUCAUCCAUUGCUUUUGUUUAAUAGGGCUUCAGAUAGUAAAAAUUGGAUGCUUGUUGUUUGCGAGAGUCGGUGGGUUUUGCGCUUUACUUAAAUGAUGCUGGGAUAAAUAUGACAUGAAAUGGUUCAGUCGGCGCUGCUUGGCUUUGGACUACAUUGGGAUAACCAGCAAACAGGGGAGCUUAUAAAUGUCUCUUUAGCUGGCAUAUUGAAUGUGUGUGAAUCAGAGCCAGAACUUUCUAUUUGCGGUUUCACACCACACAUGGUCUAAGGCUUUUAGGGGCCUUUUUAAAAAAAAAUGCCAACUGGCGUUCACAGAAACCGGUGAACAAUGCCGCAGAAAGUAUUCGUGUGACACCUUGGGGAGACUUUGAAGGUUAGCUGUCAAAUAAACACAGUUUGCCAUCUUUAAUAUUCAUUAGUGAAAACAUAACCCAUAGAGUUAAUUCAUUCAGUGAGAAAUGUGUUUGUUUUGCGUGAUGCGUGUGAGGAACCAGUAUGAGACAUAAAAUUGCUCCUUAACACACCCGGAAACUUAUUUUAAAUGCUGUAUCUAUAUGUGUUUUGGUAUAGAAUAUGACGUUCGUGUUUAUUUGCUGUAACCGAAUGGGCAAAGGUGCCAUUUUCCAAUGAAAUGAAGGUUGUCGGAUGUCAGAAUCGCUUAAAUUGCGCGUGUUUUUGAGAUUUGCGAGAGCGUGGUUGAAUAAGCAACAAAAAGAGGAAUGUUUUAGGCAAGGCACAAGAUUUUCAAUUCGUUGAAAAGCGCGUUUACCAGAAUGUGGAAGUCGACUAAUGCAAAAAAUAAAUGUGAACUGAAGUGACCGAAGUGUACAUUGAAUGAAUUUCCUUUUGCUCAGUUUGUUUUAUUCCAAGACGUGUGGCGUAAUUAGAUAAGCACUGACUGAAAAUGUUCGGUGCGUGUGAGCAUGUUUAAAAAAAGAAGCGAAUAGCCGGGACUCCAUCAUGUUCAAUAUUAUUUUCAUGACCUUGUAUGUAUGCCGUUAGAAGUCUCUUGUUCGGAUUGCUGAAGUAUUUUGAACCGAUGACAGUUGAGCACUUAACAAGCUUCACUGAAAUAUCUAUUUUUCUGAUCCAUUUUCUGUUGUCCUUGUGCUGCGAAUGAAGGUGAAUGUUUACAUGAUGUAUUUAGUACAGAUUAGUUUUUCUUUGUUUAUAUCUCUUGGUACAAUUUUACAAACGUAUUUCUUUAAUGUGUCAUACACAUUUGUGCUGCUUUACGAUUAUGAUUGCCUUUUUAAUUACAAAACGGGGGAGAUAGAAUGUCACCUAGAUAUAUUCACAAUGACUUUGGUAUACUCUUGAGAAAAAGUCAGAUGCAAAAAUUGUAGUCAACGUUUUUAGUUAGUGACGAUAAUGCUCUGAAUUCAGUCCUUUUUUUUGUCCAAAAGGGUCUGCUCACUCCAGUUUACAUGGUCAGUUUUCCAAAGUCAGUUCUUGUUUGUUGUUCAUUUGAAUUAAUGAAGUACCAAUAGUGUUUUCUUGCACAUUUGGAUACAGUUAAAACAUUUUUGUAUCUGCUGGUAUAAAUUAUGAAUAAAACGUUAUUCAAAGCUU